Molecule: messenger RNA, 3087 nt
Organism: Chenopodium quinoa (quinoa)
Lineage: Eukaryota; Viridiplantae; Streptophyta; Magnoliopsida; Caryophyllales; Amaranthaceae
Product: pentatricopeptide repeat-containing protein At4g17616-like
Exons: 4
Coding region: 296-2404 (702 amino acids)
Molecular function (GO): protein binding
Source: RefSeq, a predicted model, not a curated record
UUCCUAUGUCCUAAGUCUCUGAGUUAUUUCAUUGCAGCGCACUCAAGUUCUCCAUUGAAGCGCACUCAACGUUCUCCAUCGAAGCGUUCUCCGUUGAAUCUAAUUCUUGUAUCCCCCAUUGAAGCAGCUUCUAAGGCAUUUGUGAAUUAUAAUAUGGAAUGAGCUAUAUGAUGCCGAUUUCAUCACAUUUAUUCAAGAUUCUGAGGCAUGCGUUAUCACCAUGUUUGUAGGUGAUUGCAAAUGUUCUGUAUGGAUACUUCAUAUACGUGUCUACAAGGCAUUAUAGUUGGUACAUAUGAUGAAAGUGUAUCAUCGGUUGAUUUUACUUGCUGCUUCAAACAUUACGAAGUCUGCAGCAGUAGUCCACAAUGUACAUAUCUGUAAAUCUUCCUACAGAACUUAUUGGGAAACCAAUGUGUGCGGUAGACAAUUUAAUGUUGCGUGUCUCAGUCAUUUUUGUACUAGAACUGAGCAAGAUGAGCUGUGUUGGGAAGGUCCUAACCAUGAUAUUAUGCUGAAAAGGCUUGAAAGUGCACUGUUGGAUUGCAAAGAUUAUGAGGCAUGGCCAAUCUUUAGCAAGUUUACGAGUUUGUAUGGUUUUCCUCCACCUGCUAUUUUGAGUAAGCUGAUCUCUGGACUUUCCUACUCAUCUGAUCACAGCUCACUUCCUAAAGCGUGCAAUUUAAUAUUUAAAGUUGCAAAAGAAAAUUCUGAAUUACUUGAGCAUGAUAGCUUGUCUAGGCUUUGCCUUUCUCUUGUCAGAGCGCAGAUGCCUGUACUUGCAUCGAAAGUACUCAGACUCAUGGUGCAGAGAAAUUGUGUUCCCCCAGUGGAUGUGCUGUGUUCUGUGUUUAUGCAUAUGGUGAAGACUGAGGCUGGCACAUGUCUGGCAUCUAAUAUCCUUCUUGAAAUUUGUGACCAUUUCCAUUAUCUUACAGAAAAGAGAUCUGAAUGUGCCAUGUCUAUGAAACCUAGUACUACAAUCUUCAACCUUAUUCUGGAGGCUUGUGUGAGAUCUGGAUCAUCGCUGAAAGGGCAACAGAUAAUAGAAGCAAUGGCACGAAUAAGAGCAGUAGCUGAUGUACACUCUGUUCUUCUAUUCACUUACACUUAUGAAAUGAAUGGUCUGAGGGACGAGUUGAAGAAGCUCAAAGAGUAUGUAGAUCAAGUUUCAUUGCCACUUGCUCGGCAUUAUGUUCACUUCUAUGACAAGCUUUUGAGCUUGCAUUAUGAUUUUGAUGAUAUUGAUGCUGCUGCCAGCCUGGUAACUGAUAUUUAUCUUCUCUGGGGGUCACGUCCUCUGCAUCCAAACGAGGAACUGAUGAAGCCAUGUAAAGUGCCUAUUGGCUCCCCAUAUUUGAAAGAAGGUUUGAAAGUUCAAGUUAUGUUUGAGCUGCUGCAGAAAGAUUUUGUCGUACAUGUGAAAGGCCAAGAGGAGUAUGUAGCAUUAAAGAAUGGAAAACUUAUUCUUACUAGUAAAGGCUUGGCACGACUAAUUGUUAAAUACAAGAGAAGAGGGAGAAUUACUGAAUUUUCUAAACUUUUAGUUGCAAUGCAAAAAAAUAUGGGUACAGCUCAAGAAGAAAAUCUUUGCUGUGAUGUAAUUCAUGCAUGCAUUGAUUCUGGUUGCCUUGAGACUGCUCAUGAUAUAUUGGAUGAUAUGGAUAUGGCCAACAUGGCUGUUCCCACCUCAACAUAUAUGUUACUGUUGAAUGCCUAUCGCGAAGAAAAUAUGUCCAAGGAAGCGGAAGCUCUUGUGAAACAAAUUAAAAGGACUGGUUUGCUCAUUGAUGCAUCUGAUGAAAUAAUGGUAUCUAAAUGUAUUUCAGGAGUAGUACAUGGAAGUGUGGUUGAACCAAAUACCAGUAGGCAAUCAGAAUUAACUGAAUUUCUGAUUGUAGAAAUGAAAUGGGGUUAUAAUAAAGCUCCAUCUAAAGUUUAUGAGCUUAAUUCUUCUAUGUAUUUCUUUUGCAAGGCCAAAAUGAUGGAGGAUGCUCAGACGACAUACAGAAAAAUGCAAGAGUUAAAGAUCCAGCCCACAGUGCAAACUUUUGCUCACUUGGUACAAGGCUACUUAUCUUUGGAAAUGUAUCGGGAAAUCACCAUCUUGUGGGGUGACAUCAAAAGGUUUAUGGAUCAUGGAUGUUCACUCGCAAACAGGGAUUUGUAUGAGUUACUGCUGUUAAAUUUUCUUCGGGGAGGCUACUUUGAAAGAGUAAUGGAAAUUCUUCACCAUAUGAAGGAGCACAGUAUGUAUGCUGAUAGAUGGAUGUAUAAUCAGGAGUUCAUUAGGCUUCAUAAGAAUCUUUACAGAAAAUUGAAGGCCAUGGAUGUUAGAACUGAAGCACAGAGAUUGAGGCUUGAGCAUGUUAAGGCCUUCAGGAAGUGGGUUCGCAAUAACUGAACCAGUGUUGGAGCUAUCAAAUUGGUUGAUAGAAAGGGAGGCACCCUAACUCUUGGUGUGUAAUUAAUCAAGCCAACAGGUAGAAAGAGAUUCAAAGUGAAUGCCAGAGACUUCACUGAAUGAACUGAAGCUAGCCACUUUGGCCAUUGACUAAAUGCUGAAAGCAAUAAUUAGGCAAAUGGCAAAAAAAAAAAAAUAUCAGCAGGAUCUGUAUAGAGGUGGGUGAUAGCCUUUUGAGCUUCUAGCUAUCCUGCUCGUUGAAUAAGUGGAAAUACAUGCAGGCACACUCAGAAGCAAGAACAGUACCACAGAACCUGUUUGAUUCAGUACAAGCUCGCUCUCGGAUACUUGGCUUAAAUAAUACGAAGUACAACAUAAUGGAUAAACUGAAGACGUUGAGGUUGAGGUUGAGCUUGACAUGAUUUGGUUGGUGAACUUGAAUUAGUCAAUAUUCAAAUCAAACUCUAAGUUGAGAUCACAAUGGCAUCAAAAUCUGCUAGUUUGACUUUGGAAUUUUACCUGAGGUUUAUGAGCCAAUGUAGCUUGUAUUUUCAUCCAUUUAAUCUACAAGGAAGUCCAACAGCUUACGUAAGCGAUUGAGCUAUGAGCAAAACUUAGCACAUGUAGAAUUGUGUAUGAUUUUGAGUAGUUAGAUUAUCUCAUUAGCAGUUGAGUUGAAAAAA